Molecule: messenger RNA, 546 nt
Organism: Didymodactylos carnosus
Lineage: Eukaryota; Metazoa; Rotifera; Eurotatoria; Philodinida; Philodinidae
Source: the annotation of a GenBank genome assembly
AUGAACUCGAUCAAGAUAAAAAAUUCGGGUAGCGGUCCAAUCAAGGUUGGCUUGUUCAAAAACCUUGGAGAUUUUCAACCGUCGUUUGACGCGGAAAAAAUAAUCGAUAUCGGACCUGGUGCAAGUAGUGAGCAUGUGCAAUUGGCCGAAGGCUGGGAAGGACGAGCGCAAAAGUUGAGUGGAAAGCCAGAAGAUCCUGCUACGUGGCUAGAAUUCCAUUUCAAUGCAUGGCAAGACAUGACUUUUGCUGAUAUCAGCUUGAUUCGAGGCUACAAUGGCGCCGCGAAGAUAUCCAGUGAAGACGGCACUGCCAACCGAGGCUUUUCUCAAGAUCUUUACGGCGAUGCACCAGAAAAAUAUAAAAUGAAAGAUUCCAAUGGCACUCCUGUACUAGCUGCCACGGAACCGUAUACUGGUGGUCGUAACGAUGAAUUGGUAGCUUAUUAUCGAAGCAAGGUGGAAAAUGGACAAGCUUGGAUGGACAAUACGGAUAAGCAUGCGGAUCGAGGAACGGUGAACAAGCAACUAAAUUUCGAGUUCUUUUAA